AUGGAUCUCGACAAUUCCAUCGCCAUCUACCGACAGGUGCUUAGAAUCGGCUCCCCUACUCACCCAUAUCGCUCCAAUGUGUUAACAGACCUUGGAAAUUUUCUGUUCACCCGUUAUCAACAAUCCAGUAGGAUAGGGGACCUAGAGGAUAGUAUAUUGGCGUUCCAGAGUGCAAUUGCCCUACGUCCCCCAGGAAACCGAGACCGUCCAAUGACCUUACUCAACUUUGGUACGGCUCUUCGUACGCGAUAUGAGCGCCUGGGAGACAUGAAAGAUCUCGAAGGUGCCGUCUCAUCACAUCGUGAAGCCCUGCACACCAGUCAGUCCGAUCAACCCGAGUACCACCUGUUCUUCGCAAACUUUGCUGGUACCCUUAAUAUUCGAUACGACAGACUGGGUAAUAUAUCAGAUUUGGAGGAAGCCAUCAAAAUGCAUCGUCAGGUACUCAAACUCUGCCCUGCAGGCCAUCCAGACCGUCCUAUGGCCGCCACUAACUUUGGGUGUUGUCUUCGUAGUAGGUAUGAACGCCUAGGGGCCAUGAAGGAUUUAGAGGAUGCUGUAUUAUUCUCACGGGAAGCCCAAAGUCGUAUCUCUCCUGGUCACCCAGACCAAGCCGCAAUUUCUAUGAACCUCGCUGUUGUACUUCGGGACAGAUAUCACCAACUUGGAGAAAUGAAGGACUUAGAAGAUGCCAUCUCGCUGUACAGCAAUUCACUUGGAAUUCUACCUCCAAAUCACCCAGAUCGCCCACUGAGCCUCAUGAACUUUGCGGGGGUUAUGAUUUGUCAAUAUCAACGUUUGGGAAGGGUGGAAGAUCUAGAGUCUGCCAUUGCAAAUAACCGUGACGCACUCAGAAUCCAGCAUCCAGGUGGGGGGGAAACGGCUAGUGCAAUGACUCUUAUGAACCUUGGAACUUGCCUACGUAUCCGUUAUGAGAGACUAGGCAGGGUCGAGGAUCUGAAAGAGGCCAUUUUAUCUCACAUUAGCGCGCUAAAUCUAUAUCCGCCUGGAAGCAAAAACCGGGCGCAAUCCCUUCUAAAUCUUGCAUCAUCACUUUUCAAUCGGUAUGGACGAUGGGGAAACCUUCAGAACUUGGAGGAUUGCAUCUCAAUGUGCAAAGAAGCGCUCGAUAUCACAUCUUCAGGUCACCCAAUUUACUACCUCGGACUUAUGAAUCUCGCCAGCGCUCUUUUUUCCCGUUUUUGGAAGCUCAAUUGUAUGGAGGACUUAGACCUAGCGAUUUCAUCCCAUCGUGAAGUCCUUAGACUCCGACCUGUUGGAAACCCCGACCGUCCAAUGUCUCUCAUGAACCUUGCCAAUGCCUUGCUUGCCCGCUAUAAGCGGUUGAACAAAAUGGAAGAUCUGGAUGACGCAAUUGGUUUUCACCGUGACGCAAUCAGCCUUUGCCCGCCAGACUAUCCAAAUCGUUGCCUUUCCCUUUUAAAUCUUGCGGAUGCUUUAUGGACUCGCCUUCAACGAUGUAAAAGACAGGAAGACUGCGAAGAGACCUUCCAGUUGUAUGAACAGGGGACCAACGAUGCUAUGUCUUUUGCUGAAUAUCGGCUUAGAGCAGCUCACCACUGGACAGAGGCAGCGCAAGAAUAUCAUCACCACACUCUGCUGUUGGCGUGUAGAUCCUCACUGAGUCUCCUAAACCGUUGCUUGACUUUUCUUCCCAAUGUUGAAUCUCAGCAAAGAUUCCUUGCCACAGCUUCCAGGACAACCCUCGCCCCGAAGUCAAUUGCUUCUGAUGCGGCUUCUGCUUCUAUUGAUGGAGGAGAUUUAGAGCUUGCGGUGGAAUUGUUAGAGCAAGGAAGAUCCAUUCUUUGGUCAAAAGUAAAUUCUUUUUCAUAUCCACUUGAGCAGCUCCGUCAGGUCGAGGGCGGUGGGGUGCUUGCUGAUCGUUUGGAGACUAUUAGCGCCGAGCUGGAACAUCUCGUAUUGCUCUCCGGGAAGGGCCCGGGUGCAUUAGACGAAAAGCCAACAUCAGCCAUUGCUUUUGAUGCCCAAAUGAGGAGACAUCGUAUUCUUUCGGAAGAGCGAGAGGAUGUAGUGGCAGAAAUUCGUCGAAUGGAGGGUUUUGAGAACUUUUUGCAAUCAAAUUUGUUCACCGACCUUUGCUCAGCUGCCGCUGAGGGACCAGUAAUAAUCAUUAACAUCAGCAGUUACCGCUGCGACGCAAUCAUUCUGCUAAACAACACUUCUCCUAUCCUAGUUCCCUUGCCACAGGUCCAACUUACCGAACUUCAAGAUCAUUGGCGUAUUGCGUUUUCUCUGGGAUAA
Messenger RNA from Psilocybe cubensis, 2283 nucleotides. RefSeq lists its product as uncharacterized. NCBI's taxonomy places the organism in Eukaryota, Fungi, Basidiomycota, Agaricomycetes, Agaricales, Agrocybaceae. Bases 1 to 2283 code for a protein of 760 amino acids. The record is from RefSeq and is a predicted model, not a curated record. The transcript has a single exon. Gene Ontology annotation, molecular function: protein binding.